Molecule: messenger RNA, 7504 nt
Organism: Salvelinus fontinalis (brook trout)
Lineage: Eukaryota; Metazoa; Chordata; Actinopteri; Salmoniformes; Salmonidae
Product: hormone-sensitive lipase-like
Exons: 12
Coding region: 539-2620 (693 amino acids)
Biological process (GO): cholesterol metabolic process; triglyceride catabolic process
Cellular component (GO): cytosol
Molecular function (GO): triacylglycerol lipase activity; sterol ester esterase activity
Source: RefSeq, a predicted model, not a curated record
CGCACGUUUAUUGCAAGUGUUCGUUUGAAGUCACUUGUUUAAUUGUCGUUCGUCCGUCACAAUGUUUGCCAGUCUUGGGCGGCCAAAUUCAAUGUCGUAGAAAAAAACUUUACUUACACUAGGACACUUCAACUGGUGACUAUCCGGGAGAAGAAAAAAAUAUGUAAUAACACUGUUUGCGUAAAUCUGACAGAUGUAUUGACGGGACAAACAAUAUUUGGUUACGUUUCGAUAUGAAUCGCCUUAAUCAGAGCCUCUGAUUAAAUGUUUCUCCCGUCAACAAAUCGAUCAGAUUUACGCCGCAACCGAUUGCUCCUUUUUCUUUAUUCUCCCGGAUAAUCUUCAAUAGAAGUGUUCUGGGGUUAAUUCAUUUUGGGGGGAUUUUAAAGUCCAUCAGUCAAGCACCAGCUGAUUCCCAUUUUUGUUUCAACUUGGCAGUGCUGAAGCUUGGAAUCCCAUGCAACUGGACACGGACAUUUAUAAGGCGCCCUUUCCCUGAAUCGAGAACGAAGACGUUGUCGCAAGAGCAGUGUCAGGUAUGGAUUGGAUAGCUGUGUUCACAUCCUUGGAGGUGGUGUGUGAGGAAAACAUCACUGCUCUGUCUGGGCCUCCUGACUUGCCAUAUGGCGACGUGUCCAGGCGCUUGGUGACAUGCUUGAGAAGGAUUCAGGACCAUGGUCGUGCCCUGGAACCUGUGGUUUCUGGCAUCACUGCAGUCUACCACCACUAUGACUUUGACUCCGAUACCCCUGGGAAUGGGUAUCGCACACUGGUCAAGGUGUUGCAGUCUUGCCUUCUGCACAUCAUCCACAACGGCCGCUACAUUGCCGCUAACUGCCACAGGGCCUUCUUCAGGGCCGACCACAACGCCUCAGAGAUGGAAGCCUAUGGCAGUGUCCUGUGUCAGCUACGGGCCCUCCUCUACAUUGCCCAGGGAAUGCUCCACGACAACAGUCCCGGGCAGCUGUACGGAGAGCAGGAUGGAGAGCUGAGCAGGAGGUUGGUGAGGGAGUAUGCUUCCAUGCACAAGGCCUGCUUCUACGGCCGCUGCCUGGGCUUUCAGUUCUCAUCUUCCCUUCGUCCGAUCCUGCAGUCAUUAAUCAUAAGCAUGGUCUCGUUUGGAGAGAGCUACGAAAAACAGCAUUCCGGGUUAGGCAUGGCAGCAUUCUCCCUCCUUACCUCUGGGAAGUAUGUCAUCGAUCCAGAGCUGAGAGGAGAAGAAUAUGAGCGGAUCACCCAGAACUUGGACAUGAAGUUCUGGAAGUCCUUCUGGAACCUCACCGAAUCAGAGCUUGUAUCGGGCUUUGCCAGUUUAACCUCUACCCUAGUGCAGGUGAACCUCACCCUGACCAUACCCCCUGAACCGCUACUCCUCCCCCUGGUCUCAGACCCCCGUCUCUCUACCCCUGUGUCCCCGCCAGUGGCCCACUGGGGCCCUGGACCUGUCAACAUGCGCCUCAUCUCCUAUGAGCUUCGAGAAGGACAGGACAGUAAAGAGCUGCUAGCCUUUGCUCGUACAGAAGCUCCACCCAUUUCCCUGUCUUUAGUACCGUUUGGUGCCCAGAAGCGUCCUCCCUCCCCCUGGCUGUUGAUCCACUUCCAUGGAGGAGGCUUCGUGUCCCAGACCUCCAAAUCCCAUGAGAACUAUCUGAAGAGCUGGUCCAAGGAUCUGAAUGUCCCCAUCCUGUCUGUGGAUUACUCCUUGGCUCCUGAGGCCCCCUUUCCCAGAGCCCUGGAGGAGUGCUUCUACGCCUACUGUUGGGCCCUCAAGAACUGCCAUCUUUUGGGCUCCACUGCUGAGCGUGUGUGUCUGGCUGGGGACAGUGCUGGGGGGAACCUUUGCAUCACUGUGUCCAUGAGGGCCAUUGCCUGCGGUGUGCGCAUCCCUGAUGGUAUUAUGGCUGCAUAUCCUGCUACCCUGCUCACCAUUGAAGCCUCGCCCUCCCGCCUUCUCACCAGCUUUGACCUACUGCUGCCUUUAGGGGUGCUCUCCAAGUGUAUCAACGCCUACACAGGUGUAGACUCUGAGACGGUUCAGCCUACAGAGGGGAUCAGCACGUUGAGCGCUCUAGGUAGAGACACAGCCUCGCUGAUCAGUGACCUCUCACAUGGGGCAUCCAAAUGGAUCCAGUCCUUCAUUCCCGCAGAGGUCCUAGGGUCAUGGUCAUCAUCACACCGGAGGUCCUUGGACAACGAGGCCCACCAGAGAUCAGUGUUGCCAUCUUCAUCCGAAUCCUCCUCAGGCCCCAGGGACUACCCAGAAGGCUUUGAGCCCCUGCGCUCCAAGCGCCUGUCUGUAAUCCAGACGCCUAGCUGUCCCACCGUCAAGAACCCGUUUGUGUCACCCCUGCUAGCCUCUGACGACCUACUGCGUGGACUACCACCUGUACACUUAGUGGCCUCUGCACUGGAUGCCUUGUUGGAUGACUCUGUGAUGUUCGCCAGGAAACUGCAGAAUAUGGGCCAACCAGUGACUCUGAGGGUGGUGGAGGACCUCCCACAUGGCUUCCUUAGCCUAUCGGGAUUCGCAGAGGAGAUAAAGGUGGCCUCCGACAUCUGCGUAGAGCGAAUCAGAGAGGUCUUCCAGCAGAAAACUCUGCCUUCCUGUAUUCGCAAAUGACCAAUGUUUGAAAGGAAAAAUAAUGGGGCUGACCAGCUGCCUAAUAAAACCAAGGGGAAAACUAGUUGUUAUCCUCACGAAACUGGAAAGUGAAAGAUAACACCCUUUAUUGCACUAACACUUGCACUUUUCUUACUAGCACUGACUCAUAGCUGCUUUAUUGAGGAAAACAUUUUCUAAUUAUGAGUGAUAUUUGAAGUUACUGGUUAAAGAGCAUCUGCUGAGGGAGAUGUCAAUGUACACAGUUUAGUGUUUUUUAGUCCAGGAAAGGGUCAUGUCAUUUGUAAUCAAUUAAAUGUCAUAUUGCUUAAGGUUUGAACAAUACUGAACAAAAAUACAAUUUCACAGAUUUUUAUUGAGUAAAAAAAUUAUAAUUAAACACUGAGUGUCAGAGGGCGAGAGAGACGUUGAGUCUCCUGGGAGGCUGUGGCUUUAGCGAGGGGCUUUGUGUGGGCUUAACAAUCGUGUUUGUCUCUCCCUGUGGCAGAAAAGACGACACGCUAGACACCUUCACCUCAGGAUCAUGGGGUAAACCUUCCCAUCCCUGUGAGCCUCAGACAACAAUAACACAAUGCUGGGAUGUCCUGUAUACCCAACUGCACACACAUGCACUGGUGGCAGUGCUGGAAUAAACCUACGACCUUACACAUACAAACACACACAGAGAGAGAGAGAGCCCUUAGACAACAAUAACAAGGCCCUUGGACGCCCACUGAGCUCAGAGGCAGGAGAAUGCCCUCUACUUUAACAUGCUGGCGCCAAUUAUACUGAACAAUAAUAUAAAUGCAACAAUUUCAAAGAUUUGACUGAGUUACAGUUCAUAUGAGGAAAUCAGUCUAUUGAAAUAUAUUCAAUAGGCCCUAGUCUAUGGAGUUCACAUGACCGGGAAUACAGAUAAUGCAUCUGUUGUAGAGGUCAACAAAUUAUGAUAUUUCAACGCCGACACCGAUUUUAUUGGAGGACCAAAAAAAGCUGAUACCGAUUAAUCGGCCAAUCUUUAUACAUAUAUUUGUAAUAAUUACAACAAUACUGAAUGAACACUUUUAUUAUAACUUAAUAUAAUGCAUAAAAUCAAUUUAGUGUCAAAUAAAUAAUGAAACAUGUUCAAUUUGGUUUAAAUAAUUCAAAAACACAGUGUUGGAGAAGAAAGUGCAAUAUGUGCCAUGUAAAAAGAGCUAACGUUUAAAUUCCUUGCUCAGAACAUGAGAAUAUAUGAAAGCUGGUGGUUCCUUUUAACAUGAGUCUUCAAUAUUCACAGUUAAGAAGAUUUAGGUUGUAGUUAUUAUAGGAAUUAUGACGCGUUGUCUAUUUCUCUCUAUACCAUUUGUAUUUCAUAUACCUUUGACUAUUAUAUGUUCUUAUAGGCACUUUAGUAUUGCCAGCCUAAUCUCGGGAGUUGAUAGGCUUGUAGUCAUAAACAGCGCUGUGCUUCGAACAUUGCUAAGAGCUGCUGUCAAACGCAGGAAAGUGCUGUUUGAAUGAAUGCUUACGAGCCUGCUGCUGCCUACCACCACUCAGUCAGACUGCUCUAUCAAAUAUCAAAUCAUGGACUUAAUUAUAAUAUACACAGAAAUACGAGCCUUUGGUUAUUAAUAUGGUCAAAUCUGGAAACUAUAAUUUCGAAAACAAAAUGUUUAUUCUUUCAGUGAAAUACGGAACCGUUCUGUAUUUUAUCGAACGGGUGGUAACCCUAACACUAAAUAUUGCUGUUACAUUGCACAACCUUCAAUGUUAUGUCAUAAUUAUGUAAAAUACUGUCGAAUAAAUUACGGUCUUUGUUAGGAAGAAAUGGUCUUCACACAGUUCGCAACGAGCCAGGCGGCACAAACUGCUACAUAUACCAUGACUCUGCUUGCACAGAACUCAAGAGAAGUGACGCAAUUUCCCUAGUUAAUAUUGCCUGCUAACAUGCAUCUAUUUUAACUAAAUAUGCAGGUUAAAAAAUAUAUACUUCUGUGUAUUGAUUUUAAGAAAGGCAUUGAUGUUCAUGGUUAGGUGCAUUUGUGCAACGAUUGUGCUUUUUUUGCGAAUGUGCUUUUGUUAAAUCAUCCCCCGUUUGGCUAAAUUGAAGUAGGCUGUGAUUCGAUGGUAAAUUAACAGGCACCGCUUUGAUUAUCUGCAACCCAGGACAAGCUAGUUAGCCUAGUAAUAUCAUCAACCAUGUGAAGUUAUGUGAGGAUUGAUUGUUUUUUAUAAUUUAAGUUUAAUGCUAGCUAGCAACUAACCUUGGCUCCUUGCAGCCACAAGGUUAUUUUGGUGCUCCACUCGCGUAACAGGUGGUCAGCCUGGCACGCAGUCUCCUCGUGGAUUGCAAUGUAAUGGCCAUAAUCGUCAUCAAAAAAGGCAGAUUACUGAUUGUUAUGAAAACUUGAAAUCGGCCAUAAUUAAUCAGCCAUGCCGAUUAAUCGGUCGCUAAUCUGUUGGUCACAGAUACCUAAAAAAAAAAAUGGGCCUCAUGAUCUCUUUACGGUAUUUUUGUGCAUUCAAAUUGCCAUCCAUAAAAUGCAAUUGUGCUUGUUGUCUGUACCUUAUGCCUGCCCAUACCAUAACCCAAUUGCCGCCAUGGGGCACUCUGUUGUGAGGCCGGUUGGACGUACUGCCAAAUUUUCUAAAAUGGAGUUGGCUUAUGGUAGAGAAAUGAACAUUCAUUUCUGGCAACAACUCGUGGGCAUUCCUGCAGUCAACAUGCCAAUUGCACGCUCCCUCAACUUUAGACAUCUGUGGCAUUGUGUUGUGAGAGAACUGCGCAUUUUAGUGGCCCUUUUUAUUGUCCCCAGCACAAGGUGCACCUGUGUAAUGAUCAUGCUGUUUAUGUCGAUUCUGAUAUGCCACACGUGUCAGGUGGAUGGAUUAUCUUGGCAAAGGAGAAAUGCUCACUAACAGGAAUGUAAACAAAUUUGUGCACAAAAUGAGAGAAUUAAGCUUUUUGUGGGUAUGGAAACUCUCUGGGAUCUUUUAUUUCAGCUCAUGAAACAUGGGACCAACACUUUACAUCUUGUGUUUAUAUUUUGUUCAGUGUAGUUGCUUAUAUCUUGUGUGCCCGAUGAUGUCCCUCAUCCCUGAUUCUGUACUUGGCUUGCAAUAUCAAGUGCGCCAAGUGUGAUCUCAAUAAAUUGAUUCAUCGUCUAGUCUUUCUCAAACCCGCGCCGGUCCAUGGAGGAAUGCAGGCUGGUCUGGAGUAUUGAAUAUGAUUCUUUUUUUUUUGUGGUCUGCGGCAUAUUUGACUCAAAUACUUGCCUUAGGCCUACUUGCACAAUGCACUGAACUAAGCACUUGCUGCACUAAACAAAUUGUGUUGGCAUGACUAUGUUUAGCUACACCACACAACCACACAAGCUAGCUCUGCUGCGCAGCCUGCAUUAUUUAAAAAAAAAUUGUACCUUCAACUAGGCAAGUCAGUUAAGAACAAAUUCUUAUUUACAAUGACGGCCUACGCUGGGCCAAUUGUGCGCCGGUGUAUGGGACUCCCAAUCACGGCCGGAUGUGAUACAGCCUGGAUUUGAACCAGGGACUGUAGUGCCUCCUCUUACAGUGAGGUACAGUGCCUUAGACCGCUGCGUCACUCGCGAUCCCAAAUAACAGCUGCCCGGGGAAAAAACGGUCUGUGUGAUGUGUCAAGAUGCUAUUGUAAAGAACCUGUAAGACCACCGAAACUCGCACGUUGUUUGUUGACUAGAGUAAACACUGAUUUCCCAUGGGGGAAAAAACUCUCCAACAUGCCUUCCACAUCAUAACGUUCAGCAACUAAUUUGCAUAACAUUGUGUGAUAGGCUGAGAGACUUUCCAAUGUAUAAAACAUUACAUUACCCCCGGCUUUAACUGAACACCCUGUGUUUAAUAACCUGGGUAAACACAUACAAAAUACCCUCGGAGAAGUGCACAGUAACCAAACACAUUCAGAAUGCAUUGACUGUGUUCAACACAAAACUCUCUUGCCAAACAGGCCCCCUAAUAGUUCUUUGGGGUCUACCCCCCCCAGACCCAUGUGAUCUUCUGCUGCAAUUGACUCCGGUGCUUGACCCGUCUCAAAGUAGACACUUUCUCUUGCAGGUGCACAGGGAGGGCAACUCAGUGUUCACAUCCGUUUGCGUGGUAUGAGUCUCUGUCUUCGACUGAGCUUUCAGUCCCGACUGUCCAGUUUCCGUUCCACUGAGGCAUUAACAUCCCUUGGAGCCCACAGUCUCACAAUGUCCCCCACCUUUCUCCUGAAGGGUAACCUAGGCAACAUUGGUUGCUUUUUCCUCAAAGCGGGGUAGGUAGUAUUUCUGACUAGUCACAAAAGAGUCCAUGUUCAACUCAGUCUCUUGUCCCAUGACCGUGACCUCAUGCUCGGAAACAACCCCAAAGUAAGGUUUGAGCCGGUUGUAGUGUACCACGGCAUGAUAAGGUCCAUUACCCUGUACUACUUCAUACAGCACCUCUGACAGUUUCUUUGCAAUUUUGAAAGGACCCUUCAAUUUCUUUCUCAGUUUGAAUGACAACCCCUUUUUCAUCUGGUAGUCUCUAAGCCACGCAUUAAUUUUCCUCAUACCUCUGGGGUGUCAACUUUUAGAAUCCAAGUAUUGCUUUUGUUUACCUGUGAGGUGAUUUUAUCUUUACAGAUUCCCUUACAGUGCUUAAAUACCCUUUCACCUUUUGAAGAUACUGAGAAACAUACUGUUCCCCUUCAUUUUGUGUUCCCAUAACCACAUCAACCAGUAGUCAUUUCAGCACUGAACAGCACCCUGUAUGGUGUGAUCCCCGUGGAAGAUUGAACACUACUCCUGUAUGACAUCAUCACAUAUGGGAGUAUCUCAUCCCAAUUUCUUUGAUUGUCAUCAACAAAAAGUGUAAGCAUGUUGAUCAAAGUUCUGUUCACUCUUUCCAUUAAACCAUCUGAUUGUG